AUCUGAGUUUUUAGGACAGAACAGCCUUAGCCCUAAUCGUAUUUUGUUUCAGUUACGUGUCUCCUCCAAUUAUAUCUCACCACGUCGUGCAGUAAUUUUCAGAUUUUCUUUUUCCUAAUUUCUUUCUGUCUUCCACAUCCUUGCGACUCGAACUGAUUUACUUACAACAGCACCAAAAAAAAAAAAAACAAAGAAUCUGUCUGUAACUGUCUUUUGCGUUUCUAGCAGUUGAAUUGAAAGUUGAGUGGUUGACUAUGAUUCUCCGGUCCGUCAUAAUGGUGGUUGUGGGGAUUUUAUCCUCUGCGUCGCAAGCAUUGCGGUUCGAGCUGCAAUCGGGACACACCAAGUGCAUCUCCGAAGACAUCAAAAGCAAUUCCAUGACGGUCGGAAAGUACCACGUUGUCAACCCAAACGAAGCUCACCCUUUGCCCGAUUCUCUCAAGUUCGCUGUCAGGGUAACGUCGCCGCAAGGGAAUAGUUUGCACACGGCGGAGAAAGUGGAGACAGGGCAGUUUGCGUUCACGGCGGCGGAGGACGGAGAUUACAUGGCGUGCUUUUGGGCGGAGGAUCAUUCGCCGCAGAUUAUUAUGACCGUUGAUUUUGAUUGGAGGAGUGGAGUUCAAGCAAAGGACUGGUCUAAUGUUGCCAAGAAAGGCCAGGUCGAUGUGAUGGAACUGGAACUGAAGAAGUUGUAUGAUACGGUUACCUCCAUCCACGAGGAAAUGUUUUAUCUGCGAGAAAGAGAAGAAGAAAUGCAGGCGCUGAACCAAGCUACUACCUCCAAGAUGUUCUGGUUGUCGUUCCUUUCUCUUUUUCUUUGCUUGUCAGUAGCUGGAAUACAAUUUUGGCACUUGAAGACCUUCUUUGAGAAAAAGAAGCUCAUUUAAGUUUGUAAAACAAAAGAAGAUCAUAGUUGGACCCCAGAAAAACAUAUUUUAUGUUGGAGUUUUGACCAUGCUUAAUCGUUCCAAUUCAUGUUUGAAUUUAUAUGAGAACAACAGCGGUUGUGUUUUGUCAA
This is a messenger RNA of Gossypium raimondii (Peruvian cotton), 1018 nucleotides long. Its product is annotated as transmembrane emp24 domain-containing protein p24delta9. Gene Ontology annotation, biological process: endoplasmic reticulum to Golgi vesicle-mediated transport; Golgi organization; intracellular protein transport. The transcript is spliced from 4 exons. The record is from RefSeq and is a predicted model, not a curated record. Bases 255 to 887 code for a protein of 210 amino acids. Gene Ontology annotation, cellular component: Golgi apparatus; COPII-coated ER to Golgi transport vesicle; endoplasmic reticulum-Golgi intermediate compartment. NCBI's taxonomy places the organism in Eukaryota, Viridiplantae, Streptophyta, Magnoliopsida, Malvales, Malvaceae.